AAAAAAUGACUCAACAAAAGUCUACAUAUUGUGAACAUGGAAUAUUUUUGUAUUUCUAUCAGCGUGGAAAUCUGAGUAAGAUUUUUAAACUGCCAUCUGAGGGUUAAAUGAGAAAUGAGCUCUGUCGUAAAAAGGUUCAACACUCAGCGUCUCUCUGCUCUUCCUGGAAUCAAACUCUGCCUGAUAACCCUCCUCCUCUUCCUGAUCUAAAAACACAGUAGCUCAUAUUUCCACACCUUUCCUGGUUCCUCCCCUUCAGAUCUUCACUCUGGAAGAAGCGGACAGGAACUGUUCACUGCAGGAACACAUGAUUUGUAGAUCAGAGCUUAGAUGAGUUUCAGGUACGAGGAAGUAAAAAAACACAAACAGUCUGUGUGACCGAGAGGAGAAAUGGCGCAGCAAAGAAAUCAGUCGGAUUCAAAGAAAUUCUCUUGUUCCAUCUGUCUGGAUCUACUGAAGGAUCCGGUCACUACUUCCUGUGGACACAAUUACUGCAUGGACUGUAUUAAAACACACUGGGAUGGAGAGGAUGGUAAGAGAAUCUACAGCUGCCCUCAGUGCGGGAAGAUUUUCACACCGAGGCCUGUCCUGGAGAAAAACGUCCUGUUCGCAGAGUUAGUGGAGGAUCUGAAGAAGACUGGACUCCAAGCUGCAGCUGAUGAUCACUGCUAUGCUGGACCUGAAGAUGUGGAUGAACACAAAGGCCAUGAAACAGUCCCAGCAGCAGCAGAAAGGAAGAAGAAGCCGAAGGAGCUGGAGGUGAGUCGACUGAACAUCCAGCAGAGAAUCCAGGACAGGCAGAGAGAUGUGAAGUUGCUUCAACAGGAGCUGGAGAACAUCAAUGUCUCUGCUCAUAAAACAGUGGAUGACAGUGAGAAGAUGUUCAUCCAGAUGAUCCAUCUCAUCCAGAAAAGAGGCCGAGAUGUGGAGCAGCAGAUCAGAUCCCAGCAGGAGACUGAAGUGAGUCGAAUCAAAGAGCUUCAGGAGAAGCUGGAGCAGGAGAUCAGAGAUCUGAAGAGGAAAGACGCUGAGCUGAAGCAGCUCUCAGAUACACCAGAUCACAACCACUUUCUCCUCAACUACCCCUCAGUGUCAGCACUCAGUGAGUCCACACACUCAUCCAGCUUUAACAUCCGUCCUCUGAGACACUUUGAGAACGUGACAGCAGCUGUGAAAGAGCUCAGAGAUCUACUACAGGACAUUCUGAGGGACACGUGGACAAACAUUUCACUGGCAAUCGCUGGAAGGGAUGUUUCACUGUCAGGACCACAACCAGAACCAAAACCAGAAGCAGAGCCAGAACCAGAACCAGAACCAAAGACCAGAGUUGAAUUCUUAAAGUAUUCAACAGAAAUCACUCUGGAUCCAAAUACAGCACACAGACGGCUGUUAUUAUGUGAGGACAACAGAAAAGCAAUAGCAUCUUCACUCCAACGGUCUCCUCCUGAUCAUCUAGACAGAUUCACUGAUUAUCAUCAGGUCCUUAGUCAAGAGAGUCUCACUGGACGCUGUUACUGGGAGAUGGAGUGCAGCUAUGGAGAAGUUAGUGUAGCGGUCGCAUACAAGAACAUCUGCAGAACAGGGAAGUCAAAUGAAUGUGUAUUUGGAAGAAAUAACAAAUCUUGGUCUUUAAGUUACGACAUCAGCAGUUACAUAUUUUGGUACGACAACACUGGAACUCCCGUUCCUGGUGAUCAGGCCUCCAGAAUCGGAGUCUAUCUGGAUCACAGAGCAGGUAUUCUGUCUUUCUACAGUGUGUCUAAAACCAUGACUCUCCUCCACAGAGUCCAGACCACAUUCACUGAGCCCAUACAUGCUGGAGUUGGGUUUUGCAGUGAUUUCAAAGGUGCAGAGUUCCUCAAACUCAGAUAGAGUAACUCCAGGGUCUGAGGGUCGGUUCAAGUUCAGUCCUGAUUUAAGUUCAUAACCUACAGUUUACUUCUGUAGUUGCAGCAUUAAUUAGUCACAUGAUGACAGAACUGAGUGAUUCUUAAA
Messenger RNA from Acanthochromis polyacanthus (spiny chromis), 1995 nucleotides. Its product is annotated as tripartite motif-containing protein 16-like. The transcript has 2 exons. Bases 391 to 1872 code for a protein of 493 amino acids. Gene Ontology annotation, molecular function: protein binding. Lineage: Eukaryota; Metazoa; Chordata; Actinopteri; Pomacentridae. The record is from RefSeq and is a predicted model, not a curated record.